Molecule: messenger RNA, 576 nt
Organism: Penicillium coprophilum
Lineage: Eukaryota; Fungi; Ascomycota; Eurotiomycetes; Eurotiales; Aspergillaceae
Product: PQ-loop repeat-containing protein
Exons: 5
Coding region: 1-576 (191 amino acids)
Source: RefSeq, a predicted model, not a curated record
AUGUCCUCUGAAGAAAAUGUCACAUUGGCAUCGAAUGUCCUCGGCACGAUCGGCACCGUUUUGUGGUGUAUUCAAUUAAUACCACAGAUCUGGUAUAAUUGGCGGCGGAAGAAUACAGAUGGAUUUCCAGCGACGAUGAUGUUUCUUUGGGCCAGCUGCUCGGUUCCAAUGGGCGCAUAUCUGAUUCUGCAGAUUCAGCCUCAGAUGUUCGGGUUUCUGUCUCUUGUCUGUUUGGGUCAGAUCCUCUAUUAUAAUCACUGCAUGUAUGAAUUUGCUGGGUUCGCAUUGCUAAUCUCUUUGAAUUUCAAUAGUGACUAUACCAAAACCAAGGCUAUCCUGGUAUCUGUGGGCACGGUUGUUUUAUUUGGAGCAUUAGAGGCUCUUCUCAUCCUGACAUUGAGGAUACCAUAUAACAAUGGUGUGAAAUGGCCCGAAAUUGUGGUUGGGAUUAUAGCCGCCAUUAUCCUCAGUGCAGGACUGUUGCCGCCGUAUUUUGAAUUGUGGAAGAGAGACGGGCGUGUAAUUGGAUUCAGUUGGUUUUCUUAUGACUUGCAGAACUUGACGGAUGACUGCUGA